Messenger RNA from Onychostoma macrolepis, 3621 nucleotides. RefSeq names its product proline rich membrane anchor 1 (gene prima1). The coding region runs from base 630 to 1172 and encodes 180 amino acids. The record is from RefSeq and is a predicted model, not a curated record. The transcript is spliced from 4 exons. NCBI's taxonomy places the organism in Eukaryota, Metazoa, Chordata, Actinopteri, Cypriniformes, Cyprinidae.
CCCGAAUACAUGCACACAGUCUGACGCCGUGACCCAACCAAACAUAACCCCAAGGGUCCUCGUUAAAUACAUCGCUUUAUCUCAAUCCGGAAGCGAUAGAAAACGUGUGACUACGUCGCUAAUGUAAAUGGCUAGCACAUUAAUAAUAGUGCGUUAUCUUUGCGCGCGUCUCUCACUGGACGCUUUCACGUCAGGUGGUGCUGUACAAGUAAUGAAGAGGUGAAUCCCCAGUCUACAGUUUUGGGACCUACUUGAGCACCGGCGUUCGAGCGAUUAACCGAGUCAGCGUUGGUUCUCCGUGGCGUUUUGAGUGUCAGUAACUAAACCGACAUCUUCUUAUCAUGCCUGGCAAGAAAUGAAUCCUGAUUCAGCGCUCGGCUCACACAGAAUCGCGCGCGGAGAGAACUUUGCUUUGGAACUCUUGUGCGGUGGAUACGGCACGCGCCACGGCAGCGCGCGGAGGAUCAACAACUUUCCUCAGAAGCAGCGCUAGCGUCCUUCCUAUGUCGCUUCAAACCCUUCCAUGUCACCAAUUAUUGUUGCUUUAAUUGGACGAGAAUGUUUCAGAGACCGUGUCUGCUCAAACUCGGGGCAAACAUCGUUGGUAAGCCUUGAGAAGCGGAUAAUAAAUGACUUUUAUGCGCCUCAGACUCGCGUCCUCGCCAGGUGGACUGGGAAGAGACAGAAGAGGAAUGUUUAUCCGAAAUUUAUUGCCGCUCAGUUUGGGUUUUUUGCCGUUUUUGUUAAGUCAUUGUUUUCUCUCACUGUUUCUUCCGUUAUUUCAGUUUGCGAGAGGGGAGCUCCAGAAAUCAUGCUCCCGAACUACAGUGGCACCGCUGGAAGGGAGCUGCCAGUUGCCAUGCCAGUGUAGGCCCUACCCACCGUUACCCCCUCCACCCCCUCCUCCACCACCCCCAAGGCUUCUGGCUCCAACUGUGGCUCCCUCCACUGUAUCCCCCAUAACGCCAUGGAGGAGAGAGAUGGAGAUCUUAGUACUGGGGACAGUAAGCUGUGCAUCUGUGGUCUUCCUCCUCCUGACUGCCAUCAUUUGCUACAAGGCCAUAAAGAGGAAACCCCUUCGAAAAGAAGAGAACGGCACAAGCCGAGGGGAGUAUGCCAUGAGCUCACGCUGUAAACAGCAGGUAGUGGAAACCAAUAACACUGGAGUAUAGUGGCCAUGCUAUAGCUGAACAUUCUGUACCCUACAGCACCACCAUCUCUGUUUGGGUUUACGCAAGGUAAAUUAUGAAUUUAGGAAUGGUAAACCUCACGGCUGCCCUUCUUGGGACCUAAAAUGAUGUUUAAAGAAAAGACAAAAGUGAGUAUGUAAUGACUGACGUGUAUAAGCAGGUUUUGAGGAGACAUGGAAAUUCUUAGCGAUGCUGGCAGCUGCACGAGUAUCACGAGACUCAACCUGGCGGCCCCCCGGGGCCCCUUUGAGGACAAUAUACAAUACCAACAACUAAAUAAACGCAUGCACUUUCUGUUGAAUGCAAUGUUUUAAAAUUCCUGUCUUCUCUUGUCUUUAACUCUGUCUUUGCAAUGUUCCUCAUUAAACAUUAAGGGUUCUCUCACCUCAUGUAGAUUGUGUGAGUGUUUAACGGUUAAAUGACUGCAUUGGCCCCAUUGUUUUGAUACAAUCAACAAAUGGGAUCGGAUGAUCCUGUAUUUUGUGUACCAAAAUAAACAAUGGAGAAUAAGAAAUGUUUUCCUUGAACACCCAGAAAUUUAUUGCGGUUUGUGUUACUAUGCAAUUGGAAAGGAUUGAGUUCUUGAGGUGCAUGUUUAUAAUACAAAAAACACAAGGCUAACAUUGCUAAUAGUUAGCAGAUUGUAGUCUGAUCAUUCUAUACAUUUGUAUUCAAAUUUGUCUGAUGGUGUAGCCCACAUGUGAAAGAGAUCUAAUUAUAAAUGCAUAAAAAAAUAAAAAUAAAUAACCAACAGGCAUGAUGGAUUAGUUUUAGGGAUGGAUUGAUGAAUAAUUUCAUGUUAUGGCUGAUAAAUAGCUGAUAUUAAAAUCUGUACUAUUUUGUCUAAAAAUAAAAUGCACCACAAACUAAAAUUGUUAGGCUUUGUGAAUGUCAAAGCAAUGUUUGGAUGCGUAGACAACAUUAUGUACAGUAUGAAAUAUGGAUAACUCUUUAUUUUGAGAUUUUAAAAAUAAUAAUAGGUGUGAGUUCCAUUAUAAGAAAGCACUCUUUAGGAAAUAGUGGUCUUAAAGGGUAAAUCGUUGCCAUAAUGUUUUUAAGUUGGCUCUAGACAAAAGACAUUUCAAAACAAGUGUUCACAAUUAAAUAUCCAUUAUCUUCCAAUAAAUAUCCAAUAUGUACACACAUAAGUAUUAAAAACUGACUAUCUUAUAACAGAUAUGGUCCUGAUAUAUGGUGCAUCAUUCUUUUACUAGUUUGGCUUUCUGUGUUACAUUUAUAUGAAAUGAACACAAUAUGAUGGAUGUCCAAUAUCAGUUUACCUUUCAGUAGUCGCACGUGCUCUUUCAGUUGAAACCAUUCGCAAUUAGUCAGGAUUUGUUCAUGAAAGUGGUCCAUAAUUUUGCACCAAUUAGAUAUACAUUACAAAUGGGAAAUUAAAUAAAAUGGUUACAUAAAAUUACAUUUUGAAGUUUGAAUAAUUUAAAAUGUAUUAAAUAGGGUUUGUUUAAAAAAAAAAAAAAAAAAAACUUUAAUACAAUGGAAAAUAUUUCCUCCAAUCAGUAUGGCUAAUAUAACAGAAAACAGUGAUUUGAUUAGUGAUUCAUGUCAACAUUUGUGGUCCAUCUCUUUGGAAUGUUUGCAAAUCAUUCUAGAUUCACAUCAAGUCUCUUCUUGACCUUUUUUGGCAACUCAUAAAAACUAGGAUGUUACAAGCUUUUAUGAAGACGGUUUAAAGCUAUUUUUAAAGUCGUUAAUACUGUGAUUUUAUGUGGGUUAGUGGAUGCUUUAAAGAUGUAUCAAGGUGAUUCAUCAAACAAGCUUAACCUUAAAUUUAGCUUGUAUCACUCUUAACCAGACCCUCUCUAUUGUUUCAUUGGAACUGUAUAUCGAAAGUGUCUAGAUCCCUCCCCCCUUUUGUAGACAGGAGCUUGUUGUAGAAAACAGUGAUGCACUGUUCAUGCAUAGUAACACUGAACUAUGAAUCAUAAUAUACAACCAUAUACAACUGAGCAAUGAUGUUUACAUAACAUACAAGCUUGUGUGAACAAAUAUCCCUCUUCAUAUUCUGUAAAACAUUCUCACAAUCUACUGUACAGUCAUUCACCCAUUCAACAAGAUAUAUGAACUGAAGAUAUAUGUGUAUUAUACUGUACAUAAUAUACUGUAUAAGGUACUCAGAAUUGUAUUGCAUGAAUGUACAUAUCAAUAUUUGCCUUCUUGACAGUCUAUUGUGUGUACAGAGUAAGAGAAAAUGUUUAUAGGGAUAAGUAUAAGUCGAUGUGUUGUCAGAACAGAAUAAGUGUUAUUGUUUGUCUGGAACAAGCCAUUAAUGUAUAUUUGAGUAAUCGGAGGUUGUUGCACAAUGUAUGCAUCACAUACCAAAAUGUAAAACUAUUAUAUAUUGUGCAUUGAACUAAUUUAAUUGCAACUUGCUGACUUUUUUAGUUUUAAAUAAAAUUGUACUACUGAA